AUGGGCCUCGGUGGGACACUCAGUCGAAUCAAACGGAUUGGCGCCACUGGCCAGCAUGACAGACGCAAAGGGACGCCUUGGUAUCAUUGGUUUUCCAAGCAUGAUACCCCAGCUGAGAGGAAACUGCUCCUGAAGCUCGAUCUUCUCAUCAUCCCUUAUGCCUUUGUCGCGUACUGGGUCAAGUUUGUUGACCAGGCUAAUGUCAACAAUGCAUAUGUUUCAGGAAUGAGAGAGGAUCUGAAUUUCCGCGGAAACGAGCUGGUCAGUAUUCAAGCAAUGUAUACCGCAGGCGUGGCAAUAGGUGGAAUCCCCUUGAUCUUCCUCCUCCCGCGAUUUCCUGUGAAUUGGACGAUUCCGGCGCUUGAAUUCGGCUGGGGAGUAUUUACUCUCUUGCAAUAUCGGACUGCUUCUUACGCCGAGAUCCGGGCUUAUCGAUUCUUUGUUGGUGUUUUUGAGGCUGGCUUCUUUCCCGGGGUUAACUACGUGCUCGGCUCGUGGUAUCGAGGCGAUGAGCUCGGUCGACGUGGUGGCAUGUUCUAUACUGGCCAAAUGCUUGGAAAUCUCACCGCCGGGUUGCUUCAGAGCGCAGCGUCUGCUCAUCUGGACGGUGUCAAUGGUCUUGCAGGGUGGCGCUGGGCAUUUAUACUCGAUGCUAUCAUCACAUUCCCCGUGGCCAUUAUCGGUUUUGCAAUCUGGCCCGGCACUCCGGCAAAACCGAACAGAUGGGUAUUAAGUGAACAGGAUAUUAUCUUUGCCCGAAAACGCCUUGAAGCCGCCCGAAACGACGUUGACGAGGAAGCCACAAUCAAAAGCAGGACGGCCCUUCAGUUCCUGCGCGAGUAUCUCUGGGACUGGAAAUUCUGGUACGGCGGCUAUCUUCUCUGGCUCAAGAGCCUGAACCGGUACUCUGUUCCUAGAGUAAACGAGUUAGGAACUACCUCACCAGCCAUCGGUAUUCUCUUAGUGCUUAUCGCUAACUUUACUUCUGAUCUCGCCCUCGGCCCCCUGAUGACCCUUACUCUCGCACUAACCUGGAAUCUAGUCUGCAUGGUCAUUCUAGCCAUCUGGCACGUGCCCGAGGCUGCGUUGUGGUUCGCCUUCAACACCCUCUACGUCCAGGUCUCCUCGGCGGCUCUGUUUUACGGCUGGUUGAAUGAGAUCCUGCGGCGGGACUUGCUCGGCCGCUCUGCUACGCUGAUGAUAUCCUACAUGAUCGCACAGAGCAGUACUGCAGGAACCAGUGUAGCUGUGUUCCCGACCUCUGAAGGCCCGAGGUUCCUUAAGGGCUGGACCUUUGCCGGUGCCCUGUCUGUGGUCUUUAUUGUCUAUACGUGGGCCGUGGUGCUGCCGUUGUCCAUUAGGGACGAGAAGAAAUACGCUCAGGAUGACAGGGAUGGCAGCGUGGAGAGUGUUGAGCGAGUCAGCGAGGGAUUUGAGCCGACUGCCAAAGACAAAGGCACUGAGGCUUGA
Molecule: messenger RNA, 1470 nt
Organism: Aspergillus puulaauensis
Lineage: Eukaryota; Fungi; Ascomycota; Eurotiomycetes; Eurotiales; Aspergillaceae
Product: MFS transporter (Seo1)
Exons: 5
Coding region: 1-1470 (489 amino acids)
Biological process (GO): transmembrane transport
Cellular component (GO): membrane
Molecular function (GO): transmembrane transporter activity
Source: RefSeq, a predicted model, not a curated record